Messenger RNA from Cynara cardunculus var. scolymus (artichoke), 2085 nucleotides. RefSeq names its product zinc finger CCCH domain-containing protein 49-like. Gene Ontology annotation, cellular component: U2-type catalytic step 1 spliceosome; Prp19 complex; U2-type catalytic step 2 spliceosome. The transcript is spliced from 5 exons. Gene Ontology annotation, molecular function: pre-mRNA binding; metal ion binding; U6 snRNA binding. Lineage: Eukaryota; Viridiplantae; Streptophyta; Magnoliopsida; Asterales; Asteraceae. The record is from RefSeq and is a predicted model, not a curated record. The coding region runs from base 354 to 1838 and encodes 494 amino acids.
CGAUUAUAACCGGUUAUGAGAAAUCUUGGGAUCGGUUGGUACCGGCCAGGGACCGAUUUUUGGCCCUCACCAGCCAGGGGCCUGUACAUGAUAUGGAUAUCCGGAACCAUAUAGAUGAAUGUUCAAACAGGCGGCGUGGGGCUCCAUUUUUGCGCGUUGGUAGACCCGGAUUUCCGUUUCAAUCCGAACCGCACCCGGCCGCCCUUUUUCGUCACAAAUCCAUCGGAAUUCCCUUCUGAUUCUUCCUUCUCCGACCGUCCAAGAACCCUACCUUCGUGCUAUAUAUAAGCGUGUCGUCGUUUCUUGCAUCUGCUGGCUCUCAUCAAUACUGCUCCCGGGGACAACCAGAAUCCAUGGCACAUAGGAUAUUAAGAGAUGUUGAAGCUGAUGGUUGGGAACGCUCCGAUUUUCCAAUCAUAUGCGAGUCAUGCCUUGGUGACAAUCCUUACAUUCGAAUGACAAAAGCAAAUUAUGAUAAGGAGUGCAAGAUCUGCACCAGGCCAUUCACAGUCUUUCGGUGGAGACCCGGUCGUGAUGCAAGAUACAAGAAAACUGAAAUUUGUCAAACAUGCAGCAAGUUGAAAAAUGUUUGUCAAGUGUGUCUUCUAGAUCUUGAAUAUGGUUUACCAGUACAAGUUCGUGAUACUGCACUCAGUAUCAACUCGAAUGAUGCCAUUCCAAAGAGUGAUGUGAACAGGGAAUACUUUGCAGAGGAGCAUGAUCGCAGGGCAAGGGCUGGUCUGGAUUACGAGUCGUCAUAUGGUAAGGCUCGCCCAAAUGAUACUAUUUUGAAGCUUCAAAGAACAACACCAUAUUACAAGAGAAAUCGAGCACAUGUUUGCAGUUUCUAUAUCAGAGGUGAAUGUACAAGAGGUGCUGAAUGCCCUUAUAGGCAUGAGAUGCCCGUCACUGGCGAGCUAUCCCAGCAGAAUAUCAAAGAUCGUUACUACGGAGUUAACGAUCCAGUUGCAUUAAAACUUCUAAACAAGGCCGGUGACAUGCCUUCUUUAGAACCCCCUGAUGACGAAAGCAUCAGAACCCUGUACGUUGGAGGGCUCGAUGCAAGAAUUUCCGAGCAGGACCUCCGAGACAACUUUUACGCCCACGGUGAAAUUGAGUCCGUCAAGAUGGUGCUCCAACGAGCUUGUGCCUUCGUUACCUACACCACCCGAGAAGGGGCAGAGAAAGCCGCUGAAGAACUCUCCAACAAGCUUGUUAUCAAAGGCCUUCGGUUAAAACUGAUGUGGGGCCGACCACAAGUGCUGAAACCCGAGGGCGAAAUGGUUUCAGAUGAAGCCAGGCAACAAGCAGUUGCCCACAGCGGUUUAUUGCCAAGGGCGGUUAUAUCACAGCAGCAAAACCAAAUGGUUCAGCCACCGGGAACUUCAACUAGUCAAGAACAACCACUACCACCACCGCCUCAUAUGCACUAUUUUAACAUUCCGCCACCACCACCGCAGCGUGAGAAGGCGUUUUAUCCAUCCAUGGAUCCUCAGAGGAUGGGUGCGGUGAUCCCUAACCGAGAAGGUGGGUCUAGUGGGUCAGUUGAGAAUAGAGCUGGUGGUUCGGAGCAGCGGCAGCAGGGUGGUCCACAUUAUGCCGCCUACCCACCACCACCACCACCACCACCUCAAGGUGGUGGCCAGUAUUAUCAGCAGUAUUAUCCACCACCACCGUACGGGUAUAUGCCGCAGUCUCAAACACCACCAUAUCAACAAUACCCUCCACCAUCUUACCCUUCCACAAUGCCACCACGAGGACCAACCGGUGAGCAAGCUUAUCAGCAGAAACCACCACCAGCUGCUGCCGCCGCUGUAGCAGGGCCAUCACAACAAUGAUGGCAAGAACCUUCUGUUGCCAAAAAAAGGUGGAUCUGUCACGAAUAACCCCUUUCUCCCUAGCUUUUGAUUUUUGUUGGUAAAACAAUUAAAACGUGACGAUAGAAAAAAGAAUGCCCAGAUUUUGUAACUUGUGUUUUACGUUAACUUUGCUGUAACGUAUUGGAUUUGUCUGGCAUCUUUCAUUCUUUCCUUUUUUAGCAAGAUUGACGGAAACGUGCUCUUCACUCAUCGGUUCAAAGGUAAA